This is a messenger RNA of Prunus armeniaca (apricot), 1446 nucleotides long. The record is from the annotation of a GenBank genome assembly. Lineage: Eukaryota; Viridiplantae; Streptophyta; Magnoliopsida; Rosales; Rosaceae.
AUGGAAUUAGACACCCAGCAAAAACUCAACCCACCCCAUGUGGCCAUCGUCCCCACUCCAGGACUGGGCCAUCUCAUUCCCCUCGUCGAGCUGGCCAAACGACUCGUCGUCCAUCACAACUUCACCGUCACCUUCAUCAUCCCGAACGACGGGUCGUCCAUGACCCCGCAAAAGAAAGUCCUCCAAGCCCUUAACCCUCAGUCCAUAUCCUCCACCUUUCUCCCUCCCGUUAACUUCGGUGACCUCCCGGAGGACGCUCAGAUCGAAGCACGAAUCGCCCUCACCAUGACUCGGUCCCUCCCCGCUCUACGCGACUCUCUCAAGGUCCUAGCUGAGUCAACUCGCCUAGUGGCACUUGUAGUUGACGUUUUUGGAGCGGACGCAUUUGAUGUGGCUAAUGAAUGCCAUGUGGCGCCCUACAUGUUUUGGUCAACGAACGCUAUGGCUUUGUCUUUUGGCUUUUAUUUGCCGUGGCUUGAUGAGACCACUUCUUGUGCGUAUAGGGACAUGCCUAAACCGGUUCGUUUUCCAGGUUGCGUACCACUCCACGGUAGGGAUUUUUUGGACCCGGUUCAUGAUAGGAGCAAUCAAGGCUACAAAUCCACACUUCGGAUAUGCAAGAAGUUCAAGUUGGCUUCAGGGAUUAUGGUAAACAGCUUUACAAAUUUGGAACCUGAAAUUUUUAAGGCUUUGAAGGAAGCCCAAGGAUCACAAGGGUUUCCACCGGUUUUUCCCGUCGGACCAGUAAUUAAACUCGAUUCAGCCCGUGUAUCGGAUGGGGAUCACGAGUGUUUGGGAUGGCUAGACAGGCAGCCACGUGGGUCAGUGUUAUUUGUCGCGUUCGGGAGCGGUGGGACCCACUCACUUGAGCAGAUGAAGGAGCUGGCUUUAGGGCUUGAAAUGAGUGGGCAGAGGUUUCUUUGGGUUGUGAGGAGCCCAAAUGAGACAGCUAAAAAUGGUACUUACUUUAGUUCUUCUUCCACUGCCCAACAGAAGGACCCAUUGGGUUUUUUGCCUGAUGGGUUUCUGGAGAGGACCAAAGAGGUGGGCCUAGUGGUCCCAUCUUGGGCCCCACAAGUUCAUGUGCUGAGUCACGAGUCAACGGGUGGGUUUUUGACCCAUUGUGGGUGGAACUCGACAUUGGAGAGCAUAGUGAACGGCGUGCCGUUGAUUGCUUGGCCACUCUAUGCAGAGCAACAUAUUAACGCAGUUUUGUUGGCUGAUGAUAUAAAGAUUGCAUGGAGGGUCGAGAUGAAUGACAAGGGCAUAGUGGAGGGCCAAGAUAUUGCCAGGUAUGCAAGGGGAUUGAUUGAAGGAGAUGAAGGGAGAUUGCUGAGGAACAAGAUGAAAGAGCUGAAAGAGGCAGCCAAAGUGGCCUUGAGCCAAGGAGGGUCGUCCACAGAAUCACUGGCUGAGAUGGCUGAGAUAUGGAAGGGCCACAAUUGA